This is a messenger RNA of Daldinia caldariorum, 2092 nucleotides long. RefSeq names its product DEAD-domain-containing protein. The coding region runs from base 116 to 1816 and encodes 566 amino acids. Gene Ontology annotation, molecular function: nucleic acid binding; ATP binding. Gene Ontology annotation, cellular component: mitochondrion. Lineage: Eukaryota; Fungi; Ascomycota; Sordariomycetes; Xylariales; Hypoxylaceae. The record is from RefSeq and is a predicted model, not a curated record. The transcript has 2 exons.
CCUGAAUCAAAGAAGCUUUCCAAUAAAAGCUAGAGGAGCCUCACAACUUCUCAAGCUGCAUCCAUUUUUCGUUCCAUUACAACCUGUUGUCCGGUUUCAGCAUAUAAUUUUCACCAUGCAAGAACCCAAGAGGCAUUCUCAUUUUCGCCCCAAAAGAAGAGGCAAUAAUAAGCAUGGGAAAGAUUCCCAAAACCUAGGUCAAGGUCACAUCUCAAAUCAUCCGCGGCAACCCGCAUCUAAAUACUCUUCAUUGUCAAACAACGGUGAUGGAGUUACUGGUUCUUAUGUGCCUUCAACCUCAGAAACGACCCAGGAUGCUACACCAAGGGUCUCUACGCCCACAGAUACCCCGACUUUUGCAUCACUCGCAGAGGAUAAUCUGGUUCAUCCCAUAUUACUAAAAACAAUAAGGGAGGAUUUGAAAUUUGAACACAUGACGCCGGUGCAAGCAGCAACAAUCUACCCGCUUCUAAAAGAGGGAUGCGAUAUGUUAGCGCAAGCAAAGACCGGCACAGGAAAAACCAUCGCCUUUCUACUACCAGCCAUUCAAAGAAUAAUGAAUAUCCCGAGCGGACGGCGCAACGGCAUUUCACUACUUGUUAUUGCACCAACCAGAGAGUUGGCGGUACAGAUUGCGGAUGAGGCGCAUGCUCUGCUUCAGCGCCAAAAGCAGUAUAAGGUCCGUACGGCUAUCGGUGGUACGAACAAGAGCACGGAGGGGCAACUCAUCCUAGAGGGCUGUGAUAUCUUAGUCGGCACUCCCGGUCGGCUAGUAGAUUAUCUGAGCGGAGAGCCCAGCGGUAUUGUUAAAAAACUGCAGUAUCUCGACACGCUAGUGUUAGACGAGGCCGACAGGCUCUUAGACAUGGGCUUUUUGGACUCUUUAAAGGAAAUCAUCAAAUGCCUACCCGACAGAAAUGUCCGGAAGAGGCAGUCCAUGCUCUUUUCAGCAACUCUCCCUGAAUACGUCCACAAAGUUUCAAACCUGGUUCUAUCCAAAGACUACAAAUCCAUAUCUACUAUCAAAGAAGGCGAGCUCAACACACACGAGCGUAUCCCUCAACACCUCAUCGUCGUCCCUACUUUCUCUGAUAUGGCAGCUGGAUUACUUGGGGCACUACGACAAGAACUUGCGGUUGUCGGUCCUGAAGCCUUCAAGGCUAUAAUUUUUGUGCCAACCGCACGGCUGGUAGACUUCUACGUGCAUGUCCUGCAGGAAGCAUCUAGUCUACCAUCGGUUGUAUCCCUGCAUUCCCGAAUGACGCAGAGCAAGAGAACAAAGGUCACCGAAGAGUUCCGCCGAGCUCGGAGUGGUAUUAUGGUAGCAACGGAUAUUAUCGCCCGUGGUAUGGAUUUCCCCUCGGUGACAAACGUCUUCCAAGCAGGUAUCCCUUCCGAUAAGGAAUCGUAUAUCCAUCGACUUGGACGAACUGGUCGUGCAGGCGCUGAAGGAAAGGGUACCUUCAUUAUCACGUUUCACGAGGCUUCAUUUGCAAAAACUACACUACGUGGCAUUACUUUCGUGGAAGCGCCUGCGGACUUAAGCGCCCGCCAGGAGGUAUCGAACAUUGCCGCGAAACUCGACCCGGAUACACAGGGGAAAGCAUACCAAGGCUGGCUUGGUUAUUACAAGAGUUACAUCAAACCAUUGAGAUGGGAUCCUGCCCGACUAGUUCGUGAAGCAAACGAAUUCGCCCUGAACGGCCUCGGGGCAGCCGAGAUUCCGCCGUUGCAAAAGAGCACGAUCGGUAAAAUGGGUUUGAAAGGCGUUCCAGGGCUUGUGGUCGAUCUUACCCCCCGAACCCAAAUGCUUUGAAGCAUGAAUGGAAUGGCGGAGUCUUACAGUCAUCAGACUUUUAGGUACUAAGGCAACAAGGUACCUUAUGAUACCAAAGCGGACGUGAAGUAUCAUAGACCUUCAGGGUUCAAAAUUGAACCAGCUAUUAUGUUUGCAACCCUCGAGAGGCUUAGUAAGUCCUACGGUCUAUCUGGAGCAUUUAAAAUAACAUGUGCUUACCACCUUACAGGGACAGGAGAUGAACUCUGUUCUUGGCUAGCUUAAAUAGCAUUUAACGCCACUCUUAUCCUGUAA